Molecule: messenger RNA, 1648 nt
Organism: Symbiodinium necroappetens
Lineage: Eukaryota; Dinophyceae; Suessiales; Symbiodiniaceae
Source: the annotation of a GenBank genome assembly
GUCGGGAAGAUUCACUGACCUAGGACACGUCUCAGGGCGCCCCAAUGUGGGGCUUCCAAAGGAGGCCGAGCUCCUCGCCGCUGAUCGCAAGAUCUGGGGCACCAUCGGAUGCUUAGUAUUCUCUGGAUGGACGACCCCGUUCACUCCGCCUAAGACCCCCAAAGGGAAAGGUAAAGGCGGCAAGCAGGGGAAGGGCCUAGCCAACAAAGCCAAAGCCGAAGAUUGGCCCUCCAAUUGGGUGUACAAGGCCCAUGGCAAGGUCCUCUGCAAGCGAUACCAGCGCAACCUAUGCACAGUAGCCAAUUGCAAAUUCGCCCACCUUUGCGCCGUCCGGGGAUGCGGCAAAGAUCACUGUGCCAUCCACCAUGACGGCAAGACAUCGAGGUCGGUCAACCUCGAGGGAACACUAAUGCUUCCCACUCAGCCCCGCAGCCUCGUCCUCCGCUGGUCGCUGGCCAGGAGGCUUCAAGAAAAAUUUGAACCCCCUCAGGUUCUGCUGCUGGAUUCCUCAGGGGAUCUAGGCGACAGGUGUAAACGCCUAGCCAACAGAGAGGCCAUUCCCUUCCUAGAGCCGAGCUCACAGCCAUCAGAACAAGAGUCGGGACUCAUUCUGCAGUGCCUCUGGGGCCGAUCCAUCAUUGCAGUUAUAGCCUCCCUUCCGACCAUAGUUCCGGACACGGAGACAGCAAUUGCCCUACUGCAAGCCGCCAAGGCCUCAGCAGCCAUGACGAUUCUAACCAUUCCUAAGGAUCACGUCUUCCUACAGUCCCAGGAGCUAGCGGCGUGCCUACACGACUCGGCUUUUCAUAUGUGUCCUAGCCCAAGCCCUGGUGACGUCCUGUUGGCGUCUACCAGAAUGCCGUCAUGGCCAUGCCCAGAUUUGCACCUAUUAGCGCUCGAAGCCCUGGGAAGGGUAUGCAACCUGCCACUUCGACUGGGAAGCGUAUCUGAACUGUCCUACUCCUCAUUGCUGAGAGCCUCGGGCCCCUUCGUUGCCCACCGCCCGCCUAUAUGCGACGGCGCAGGAGCACCGAGCUCAGCAGACCAUAGCUUGUCGCGCCAGUCAAACAUCAGCAAAGCCUCUCAAGCCUGGUUGCAAUGGGCACAUAAAUCAGACCUACCCAAGCGUGUCUUUGCACAUAUCAGCCAGAGCCGCCCAGAUCACCCCCUCUCAGCCGAGGAGCAGUCUCAAGCCCUUGAGAUUCUUUGCUCUGCCUUAAACCUAGACCUCGCCUCCAUGGCGGUAACCAGUCCAGGCCAACCCUUUAGACUCGCGCUCAUGCAAGCCCUGGCCCAACGCAUUGAAGACCCCGAUGCCGACCUACCCUCCAUGCUGGCGGAAGGCGUACGUACAGGCGUCUUCUCGGAGAUUGCACCCUCUGGUUUGUGGCCUCCAGCCAAGCUGCAGCCCCUAGCCCAGUCAGGCCUAGAAGUCUGCCAAGGAAAUUGGCGCCCAGCGGAAGAAGACCCGGACACGGUCGCUGCCCUACUAGCCGAUGAAGAAGCAGCGGGAUGGAUACAACAAGUGCCAGGGGGCCUGAAGGCAGCCAAGAAGAGAUGGCCUAAAGGCAUUGCAGUCGGCAAGCUCAGCCUAGUCAAAGCCGAGGGCCGAGAUCCUCGCCUCGUAUUGGACAGCACCGUCUGCCAG